AUGUCCCGACUUUGCAAGAAAAAACCGUCGGUUUUCACAGACGAUCCGCUUGCGAACAGUCAAGUCUGUCAAAAGUUAACCCUGCUGGGACGCAUUGUCUCUUCAUCAUAUGGUCCACAUGGCGGAUUGAAGCAAGUCCACAACAAUGUCGGCGGACACGUUGUGACCACCUCCACGUCAUCGGUUUUACUUAAAGAAAUUCAAGUUUCUGAACCACUAUUAAAACUUAUAACAACUGCCAUCCUUAAUCACACAGAGCGUUUCAGCGAAUGUGGAUUGUUUGCAGCAAUCCUCUGCUUGGGACUCAUUAACAAUGCAAAGAGACUGGACCUCAGAACCAGCGUCGCAAUCAAAGUGUAUAAUCAUCUACUGGAAGCAUGUAACCGGUACCUUAGUGAGGACAAAUGUAUUUGCAAGGUCCAAAUUGAAUUCAGUAGUUGUCAAUUACUUGUCACUUUAGCCCAAACUGUAAUUACCAGCAAACCAGCCUGCAUGUUGACCUCGAAAGAGGCACAGUAUGUGAGCUCUCUGGUCGUCCAGUCUUUCCUCCGAAGUGUUCCUUGUGACUCUCCAGGAAAAGUGUGUUUCGGUAGAACUGUUAUAUUAUCCAUUGAGGGCGAGUCAGUGGAAGAUUCUGCAGUUUUCCCAGGUUUGCUGGUGGAAAUGCCAGAAAUGCUUCGUUCUGCUGAGUUGGAGAGAUAUGGGCCUGGUCUGUAUAAGUUAGUACUGUUCAGUACUUCACUGGCAGGGGAUCUGUCUGAGAUUGGAGAAGCAACUAUAGAAAUUCAUGCAGGAGUUAACCCAGAGGGCAUGGUGCUGGACCAACUUCUGAAACUUGGGGAACAGACGGUCAGAGAUGAAGUGAGUGUGUUUGCAUGUCAGAAAGUUAUCCAUCCCGUCUUACAGCAAUACCUGAGGGAACAUGGAGUUGUGGUGAUAGAGAGGCUUGGACGUGCUCUCAUGGAACCAGUCUGCCAGCUCACAGGUGCACAGGAAGUAGCCUCACUGUACUCCCCAGUCCCACCCGAAGCAUAUGGGCAGAUCAGAGGACUCUGUGUCAGGAGGUGUGGAUCCAGAGAGCUGCUCCAUCUGCUCCCCUCUGGUGACCAGGCAGUGUCAACCAUGCUGCUCUGCCACAGGAAUGAAACAGUGCUUGAUGAAUUGAAGGUGGUGUGUAAGAAGGCUGAGCAUGUGCUGAGGCUGACACUAAAGGAUCCUUGGGCUCUGUUAGGAGGAGGCUGCACAGAGACACUCCUGGCUGCUUACAUCAGACACACAAGCCAGGGUACACAUCCUGAUGUAUUGUCAGCUAUGGGCAUCUCUCGCUCAGAGUUGCUGCUGGGCGUGGAUGCGUUCUGCCGUUCUCUGGAGUCGGUGGCUCUCUCUCUACGACAGCAUGGACAGGACUGUCUCAUUGACCUUUCUCAUGCUCACAACUGGCUCUCCCACUUAGACACUCAGGGUAGCGGUCCCGUUUCCUGCGGCUGUGGCCUUAUAGAGAUCAAGUCGGAUAUGAAUUGGACACCUUUAAACACAGGUUAUGAUCCUUUUCUGCCCGCUCCCAUUACAAACUCGACAUCUCAGCCACGGGUGUUAGACUCUUUCUCAGCAAAAGUCAAUGCGUUGAAUGUUGCCGUGGAAAUAGCCAACCUUAUUUUGGAUGUGAAGUGUAUCAUAAGAGAUGUUAAUUAA
Molecule: messenger RNA, 1692 nt
Organism: Chanos chanos (milkfish)
Lineage: Eukaryota; Metazoa; Chordata; Actinopteri; Gonorynchiformes; Chanidae
Gene: mkks
Product: MKKS centrosomal shuttling protein
Exons: 4
Coding region: 1-1692 (563 amino acids)
Biological process (GO): intracellular transport; protein folding; developmental process
Cellular component (GO): nucleus; cytoplasm; kinociliary basal body
Molecular function (GO): ATP binding
Source: RefSeq, a predicted model, not a curated record